This is a messenger RNA of Fulvia fulva, 1734 nucleotides long. RefSeq lists its product as uncharacterized. The record is from RefSeq and is a predicted model, not a curated record. Bases 1 to 1734 code for a protein of 577 amino acids. Lineage: Eukaryota; Fungi; Ascomycota; Dothideomycetes; Mycosphaerellales; Mycosphaerellaceae. The transcript has 2 exons. Gene Ontology annotation, molecular function: protein serine/threonine phosphatase inhibitor activity.
AUGACGGAGACGAAUCCUUCUUCGCGUUCUCGUCCAGGCUCCUCCGGCAACGCGCUGAGUCCACAGCAAACAGCCCGCCGUUCGCCUACUCUCAAGCCGCAGGCAAUUACCACCAACACAAUCUCCUCUACAACCACCACACCGCUACCCACACCGCGUAAAGAGUCGUCCUCUCUCGACCCUUCUCCUAGCGUCAGCAAGCGAUCCUCCUUUGCCGAGAACCUCAACUCAAGAGGUUACCCCUCCUCGCCCCGGGCACAGCGACAGCACUCCUUUUCCGGAUCAGCGUUGACCGAGCUCCUCAUGCAUCCCAGCAACAAGACCAAUGGCGCUAGCGAUCCAAAGUUCAAGGGCAGGGACUGGCGUAAGAUCCAGGUGGACGAGAUCAUAGACCCGGCAGAGACGCGCUUUGUGGAAUUGGACACUAGCAUUGAAGACACCACAAAGUUGUUGGUCAGAUCAGGAGCACCUAAUGUCGUCUUGGUGAGAGAGUCGACCAAGACCAAGACAGCCAUGACGACCUUCGACUACUCGGACCUGAACGCAUACUUGCUUUUGGUGCUAGGGCUGUCGCAGCCCGAUGAGCAGGCAGCCAAGUUAGCAGACAGAGCGAGGAGUGGAGAGGCUCUACCGUUGAAGGACGUUCAAGACCACCUCGGUGCACGUGUUGAGCCAGCAUUCUUGCCACAGUCUGCGACUUUGACACAAGCGAUGGAGAUUCUAGGAGGGGGACACCACAGAAUCGUGAUCAACAAGGAAGGCACGACCGAAGCAGUAGGCGUGCUGACCCAGCUGAGGCUCGUGCGGUUCUUCUGGGAUAACCACCAGAACUUCGCGGCCACAGAGACGCUGUACCAGAUGUCGUUGAAGGAGCUGGAAGUGGGAGCAAAGGACGUGAUUGCCAUUAAUGGUGACAAGCCCGUGGCCGAUGCUCUCCGCCUGAUGCAUGCAGAAGGAAUAACAUCCCUGCCUGUCCUGGAUCAGCAGCGCAAUGUCGUUGGCAACAUCAGUCAUGUGGAUGUUCGACUUCUCACAGACACGUCGGCCAUACCCCUCCUCCAUGGCACUUGCAUACACUUCAUCUCUGUCAUCCUCUCCGAGCGAGGUAUGUUCGAUGGAAAGGACAGCUACCCGGUCUUCCACGUCACACCUUUCUCUACUCUCGCACAUACGGUCGCAAAGCUCUGUGCGACCCGAUCUCAUCGAAUGUGGAUCGUUGAUGCACCCUCGCCGAGCACGAGCGUUCCGCCUUCGCCAGGACCGCAACACGCUCUUCCACCUUUCGCGAUGCAAAGCAGCAGCCCGAGCUUGUCACACGCGAGCCCGCAGCACAGCAAUCCAUCACCCAUCCACCACACACCUAUACAGACACCAGCGAGACAAGGGUCGGGAACGGAGCAUAUUAGAGACAUGACUCCAGGACCACCAUACACGAGCAUCAACCCAGGCGUGACGAUCUCGGCAGGUCAGAACCCCGGUGCUGUAAUGAGUGGAAGGCUGUCUGGCGUCGUGUCGCUCACGGACGUGCUCAAUCUCUUUGCAAGAGCUAGUGGCCUACAUCCAACUGACCCGGAAGAGACGCGACGUAGGCGCCGACAGAGCAGCAGCUCCAGCGUGCGACCAAGCAUCGAUGGUGUGAGGCCAAGCAUGGAGAGCUUGAAGCAGAGUCAAGAUUUGUCGAGGAGUGUUGAUCUGGGCAGAAGCUCAAGCCAGCACUCGAGUAAGCGUGGUUGA